AUGAGCACCACCUACCAGCAGGCGCCGGCUGCAUACGACAGCCACGCUCUGCGACCCUACGCCUCGUCAAUUGCCCACCCCAGGGCCUCAACUGCAGCAGCCGUUGGUUCCCACGAAGCCAGGAAUGCCACUGCGCAGUACUACCGAUAUCCCGUCCAGCAGAACCAAACCGCCCAGGUUCCCUCCUCGCAGUCACGCAAUGGCACGCUUCAUGGCACUCCCUCAGACCGGUCUACGAAAUCGGCGACGCCUGCCUCGUCGGUCUCUGCCAAGGAUGCCAUAUCAUCGCGAAGGAGCCCCGAGACCUUGAUCUACCACAGCCUCCAGAUCCCCAGAUGCAUCAGCUCCAACGGCGGCAGCUUGGCAGAUUUUGCAGCACAGAUGACGUGCCUCUUUUGGUUCGAAUCCAUUGACCACCUCAAAAAGGCAGAGGCCAUUCGAUCACGGCCAAACAUGCUCACCACUCGACUGGCCGAGCUGGCCAAGCCAAACGAGCAAUUUCGCAAAUGGGUAUACAACGUGCUGUCGACGACCCAGGUUACACAGAACGUGAUUCUGCUUGCGCUGCUCUUCAUCUACAGACUCAAGCUGUCGACGCCGCAGAUCAAGGGGCGAGAGGGCAGUGAGUAUCGAUUGCUCACGGUGGCCCUCAUGCUUGGCAACAAAUUCCUCGACGACAACACCUACACCAACAAGACGUGGGCCGAGGUCUCGUGCUUCAGCGUCGGCGAGAUUCACGUCAUGGAAGUCGAGUUUCUCAGCAACAUGCGAUACAACCUCCUUGCCUCCAAGGACGAGUGGGAGGACUGGCUGACCAAGCUGGCGUGCUUCCGUGACUACUACGAGCAGGCGCUCCGAGUUCCAGCAUCGCCGCUGCUUGCUGCCUCUCCCUCUUCCAGGAGCUUCCACUCUCCCCUCGUCUCGCCGACCACGACGACGCUGCCAGCCGCCGACGCAUUCGCUUCCGCCGUAUCGACAUACUCGCCCCCUGUUUCGAGGCACGCUCAGAACUGGGCCAUGUACCACGCCAACCCCGUCUCGCCCCUGGCUGCCAGGCCGUCGAUGACUCUGCCCGUUUGUCGAAAGCGCAGCCCCGACGUGGAACCCAUCGACCAUCCAGCCAAACGAAUCAUGCGCCGAGCUCCAAUGGCCGCGGUGCCCUGGCCCAAGACCGUCCCUGAGUCGGGCAGGCUUCCCGUGCCGCAUCUCACCAUUGUCACGCAGCCUCACGUCUCCCAGGCGGUUGCUUUCCCAACACCAGCGGCGGCAUCGACGACGGCGACGACGACUUCACCGAUGGCGGUUGGAUAUACACCCCAGUCGCCCUACGCUAACCAGAACAUGGUCUCUCUGCCGCCUCUGCAGACCGGCUUGCGUGCCAUGUCCAGCGUCUACCAGCCAUACCAGCAACCACCGGCUGCGUCCGUCCCCUACGAAGCCUACCACCCACCCACCAUCCCGGCUUCAACUGCCAGUGUCCCCGCCGCCGGAUUCCCCAGCGCGCCGCCCAUGUCCUACGCCACGCCCAGCAAGCACCAGCACACCCCGGCCAGCCUCGCCUCUGCGUAUACGUCGUCGCCAAUGGCUGAGCCUCUGUUUGGAGCCGCCUCGGGAGUGCAUACGCCCAUUGCCCUGACGCCCAUCUCGCACUCGCCCAGCGUCUACCUGCAGCAGCGGGCCAGCCCCUACAAGCCCAUCCGCCACGUCAACAGGCUACUCUACCCGCCGCCGUCGGCAUCGCUGGAUCAGUAUCACCUCGCGGUCCCCGUCCCGCCCACACACAUGCAUUACCAGCCUCUUGGUCGGCGAAACGAUUUGCGCACGGGAGUGGUGCCCGAGUUUAUAGUGUACAACAGGGGCCAGCAGUCCCUCUCGCAACACGCCGCUCAAGGACCAUAUGCACCCUAG
Molecule: messenger RNA, 1908 nt
Organism: Trichoderma virens Gv29-8
Lineage: Eukaryota; Fungi; Ascomycota; Sordariomycetes; Hypocreales; Hypocreaceae
Exons: 3
Coding region: 1-1908 (635 amino acids)
Biological process (GO): regulation of cyclin-dependent protein serine/threonine kinase activity
Cellular component (GO): cyclin-dependent protein kinase holoenzyme complex; nucleus
Molecular function (GO): protein kinase binding; cyclin-dependent protein serine/threonine kinase regulator activity
Source: RefSeq, a predicted model, not a curated record